Osmia lignaria (orchard mason bee) is the source of this 499-nucleotide messenger RNA. Its product is annotated as defensin. Lineage: Eukaryota; Metazoa; Arthropoda; Insecta; Hymenoptera; Megachilidae. Gene Ontology annotation, biological process: defense response to bacterium; humoral immune response. The record is from RefSeq and is a predicted model, not a curated record.
UAUAUAAAGAUUGUAAGAGAGUCAAAAGUUCAGUGUAACAAUCUCAGUUGAGCGACAAUUAUUCCAUUUGUUAAAGACAAAAUGAAAUUCAAUAUUUUUCUUACAUUUCUGCUUGUGAGCGUGGUCGCCCUUAUGGCUGCUCCUACUUCAAUAAUCCAAGAUGAACCUAAAGACGAGAUGCCUCUCGACACGAUUCGAAGCGAAACAGAGCGCGCUGACAGGCAAAGAAGAGUAACCUGUGAUCUUCUCUCGUUCAAAGGAAUCGCGGAACAUUCUGCUUGCGCUGCGAAUUGUCUCAGCAUGGGUAAAGCUGGAGGUCGUUGCGAAAAUGGAAUCUGUAUUUGUCGCAAGACCACUUUCAAGGAACUCUGGGACAAACGUUUCGGCUGAUCAUAUUCAAUCCGUAUUAUUAAUAUUUAAGCUGCAUUUAUUGUUUAAACGCUAAUAUAGUGUAUACUAAUUGAAAAAUGAAUAAAAUAAAAUUAUAAUUAACUUUGAA